This is a messenger RNA of Condylostylus longicornis, 802 nucleotides long. It is a transcript of the gene Tapdelta, whose product is annotated as translocon-associated protein subunit delta. Bases 185 to 691 code for a protein of 168 amino acids. The record is from RefSeq and is a predicted model, not a curated record. Lineage: Eukaryota; Metazoa; Arthropoda; Insecta; Diptera; Dolichopodidae. Gene Ontology annotation, cellular component: endomembrane system; membrane; endoplasmic reticulum. The transcript has 4 exons.
AUUUUUAGCGGAGUUACAAAUUAGGCCGUUUUCAAGUUCAAGAAAAUUUGGCAAUGCCCAAACUGCUUAAAGUGGACUGGUUGAGUUGGCUUGUUGUUUGAUUUGAUAAGGGAAAGCCUUUACACGUUGGAGGUUGUGUGAAAAGUUAUAUAAUCACAAAUUGGUUUGAAAUAAUUGCAGAAAAAUGGUGUCUAAAUCAAUUAUUGUAGCGAUUUUAUUAAAUAUUAUUUCAAAUGUAUUUGCAGGAUGUGCAAAUCCUCAAAUUUCAAAUAUUAACUCAUUUAACACGGGUGAUGCCACAAUUGUAACUAAAAUUGCAUAUAUCGCUGAAUUUUAUGUUGGUUGUGAGAAUGAGGAAACACCACAACUUUUUGUAGAAUUGGAAAAUAAAAUAAUUCCACUUGCUAGGGUUGGAGACAAUACUUAUCAAAUAAGUUGGAUUGAAGAUAUUAAAAAAGCCCGCAGUGGUGAUUUCAAUGUCCGUUUAUUUGAUGAAGAAGGAUAUUCCAAUUUACGUAAGGCACAACGCAUAGGAGAAGAUUUAUCUACAGUUAAAUCAUUAUCUGAGUUUGUAAUAAACGCCACUGGUGCUUACAAAGGGCCGUGGGUGAAUUCAGAAUUAUUAGCUAUUCUAAUUGCGGGUAUUACUUCAUAUUUCGCUCUAACUACGAGAAGCAAAUUAGUUUCUUAAAUUAUGGGAAUUAACUAAAUUAGCAGAACAAAGUUCCAUAUUGAGAACAUAAUAAAACUAAAUUUUAACUUAUUAAAUUUUUGAUCAAAAAAUUUUUUGUUUGGAAAAAAA